UUCCUCCCAAGAAAAUGUCUCUAAUUUAUUUCAUAAACGUUAAAGUAAUAUUCAUUUUAUGCUUAUUAAUCGCGAUUAAACCUAGCCUUGGGGUUGUUGUCCAAGGUUCCGGGCCGGGCUUCUCAUCUAUUGCGGGGGCGCAAGGUUCGGGCCAGGGCUUCUCAUUUGGUUCUGGCAUCCAAGGUCUCGGGCCGGGCUUCUCAUUCGGGACGAAUAAUGGUGGGCCAUUCUUUUGGAGUUUUAAUGGGCCUGAGGCUGAUAAGUGUCUAGCAACUCUUAGAAAUACUCCAGGUUGUAUCCAAGAAAUACUUGGGUCUUUGUUCAAAAUCCCAUUUCACUUUAAUGGGCCUAUUGGGCCUCCAUUUCACUCUAUUGGGCCUCAAUGUUGCAAAGUUGUUAGAGAUAUUGAAGAUAAUUGUUGGCCCAAGAUUUUUCCAAUAAGCCCGCUUUUUCCUCUUACACUCAAAGAACAUUGUAGUUCACAGGGUCAGGGUCAGGGUCCGGAUCAGGCUCCGGCUGAACAACAACCAUCGGAUUCUCCUCCGUCUCCACCUCAACAAGAUUCGAAUCCACUUCCGUCAACUCCAACUUCAUCUCCCCCUCCGCCUCAACCAUUCGCGUACUCAUUUUCAUUUGGAAAUAAAGGAAAUUAAGAAUGGGCUUUUUGGAGAAUAGGCCCAAAUUUGAGGUAUGGGCCUAUUGUACCAAAUAGUCCUUUAAAUACUCUAUUGGGCCUUUGACUCAUGAAGAAUAGAAGAUUUAGUCAAGAAAGUGGUUUUCGCCAUUAGUUUCUUACGUAAUU
Capsicum annuum is the source of this 802-nucleotide messenger RNA. RefSeq lists its product as uncharacterized. Gene Ontology annotation, biological process: double fertilization forming a zygote and endosperm; regulation of double fertilization forming a zygote and endosperm; regulation of protein localization to cell surface. The coding region runs from base 15 to 653 and encodes 212 amino acids. Gene Ontology annotation, cellular component: extracellular region; vesicle. The transcript has a single exon. The record is from RefSeq and is a predicted model, not a curated record. Lineage: Eukaryota; Viridiplantae; Streptophyta; Magnoliopsida; Solanales; Solanaceae.